CAAAAAUGCAUCUGAUUGAUUCACUACAAACACAGACUCACACACAGACACACACUCACACACACACGUAAAUCAAUUACCACAUUAAAACUUGGUGAUUGGAGUUGUGUUCUGUUUUCCAGUUUCUUCAGAAAAAACCAUUUUUAAGUGUAGAGCACCUUUUAAUGGAUUUAUUUUUAAGUGAUUUUACGCCACAAACAGAAUGUUGAAAAUUUUGGCAUUCCUAAUUAAACCAUUUACCAGCGACUGUGAGCAUCAAGUAUGCCCUCAACACUCUCAUUGUUUGAAAACAUUGGAUGGAAAUUUCACAUGUGUCUGUAAUUAUUUCUUUGCACCUGCCGAUCUUGACCCAAAAGUUCCACUUGAAUGUCGUUUCAGUUAUGUCAGCUUAACACUGACUAUGGUCUUCACACUAUUGAGUCUAACGUGUAUUACAUGGAUAAUAGUCGCAAUAUGGAAAGCAUGUCAACAGAGAGGUCAGUAUGAAGGUGUUCAAUGGAAAGAAUCCCGACAGGAAUUACAACGAUCAAGAUCACCUUCUGUGAACAGUCGAGAAUCGAUCAGAAGUUCAUCAACGAGACGAUGAGAGUAGGGAAUACAAACUCACCAGUAAUUAAUACUGCCAAACAAUAGUAAACUAUUUUCUGUUUCAAAUGAACAUCUUUUCGGUUUUAUUAAAUCGGCUUUAUCAAUAACUUGUAUCAAAUAGAACUGAUGAAAAUAAAAGUUUCAGAGACAUACAGUCGAUGUUAUCCAACAUUAAAGUCUAAUGGUGUUUCUUUUGUAUUUGCUUCACACAUAUGCUUCUAUCAUUCAUUUUCCGUGCAAUUCUGAUAUUGGUGUUCACAGUACUCAAUUUCUAAUAUUUACCUUAAUAAUGUUAGUGUUUUCAUGUUGUUGUUAACCCUUCAUUUGCUAAAU
Messenger RNA from Trichobilharzia regenti, 921 nucleotides. The record is from the annotation of a GenBank genome assembly. NCBI's taxonomy places the organism in Eukaryota, Metazoa, Platyhelminthes, Trematoda, Strigeidida, Schistosomatidae.